GGCUAUGGCGAAAAACAGCUCCAGCUUCCCCCACCCCCAGGACAAGGCCUAGAUGAGGAAACUGAGACCCAAAGACAGACAGCAGCUGGCCCAAGGUCACCUCCAACAUGCAGGCUCCUGCCAUCAUGGCUCUGUUGCUCAUGUCUGUGGGCCUCAUGGAAGGACUUCAGGCCCAGAGCCAUCCCAUCACACGACGAGAUCUCUUCUCUCAAGAAAUGCCCCUGGACAUGGCCCCAGCCUCCUUUGAUGAUCAGUACACCGGCUGUGCCGCUGCCAUGUCAGCUGCUCUCCCGGAUCUCAAUCACACAGAGUUCCAGGCCAACAAGGCAUACGCGAAUGGCUGGGCGCUAGCAAGCAGCCAAUGGCAGGAACGCCAGGCCUGGGCACCAGAGUGGAGCCUCAGCCCCACCCGCCUGCCCCCGCCACCCCCCGGCUUCCGCGAUGAGCAUGGGGUGGCCCUCCUGGCCUACACAGCCAACAGUCCCCUGCACAAGGAGUUUAACGCUGCCGUGCGCGAGGCCGGCCGCUCCCGGGCCCACUACCUCCACCACUUUUCCUUUAAGACGCUCCACUUCCUGCUGACUGAGGCCCUGCAGAUGCUGAGCAGGGGCCAGCGCCAGCCCCGGUGCCGCCAGGUGUUCCGAGGGGUGCAUGGACUACGCUUCCGGCCAGUGGGGCCCGGAGCCACGGUGAGGCUGGGGGGCUUUGCCUCCGCAUCCAUGAAGAAUGUUGCAGCCCAGCAGUUUGGUGAGGACACCUUCUUUGGCAUCUGGACUUGCCUUGGGGCCCCCAUCAAGGGCUACUCCUUCUUCCCUGGAGAGGAGGAGGUGCUGAUCCCCCCCUUUGAGACCUUCCAGGUGGUCAACGCCAGCAGACCGGCCCAGGGCCCUGCCCGAAUCUACCUCCGGGCGCUGGGCAAGCGUAGCACCUACAACUGCGAGUACGUCAAAGACAAGUGCAAGUCUGGGCCCUGCCAUCUGGAUAAUUCAGCCAUGGGUCAGGGUCCCCUCUCCACAGUCUGGUUCCUGCUGCUGCUGCUCUGGUUCCUUGUGCUGGGGACCUUUCCAGACAGUCCAGGCCUCCUCUGAUGCCUUCCAGACGUUUUGGGCCUCCUCCAGAUGCUGAAUAGCCCUUCCUGCUGCCUCUGCCCAACCUGAGGAUGUUGACCACGUGUGUGCUUUAAGUGUGGCCAAGAUCCCUGGUAAAGCAAUCUGCAGGGAACUCUGGGACCUUCUCUGGCAGCUGCCAGACCUGCUGGUGGAGAAAUAGGAGAUAAUUUGGGGGCUGAACCCUAUCUAGGGUUCUGUGGGUGAGACUCUGAAUAGAGGUGGG
Carlito syrichta (Philippine tarsier) is the source of this 1332-nucleotide messenger RNA. RefSeq names its product ADP-ribosyltransferase 1 (gene ART1). The coding region runs from base 108 to 1088 and encodes 326 amino acids. Gene Ontology annotation, molecular function: NAD+ poly-ADP-ribosyltransferase activity; NAD+-protein-arginine ADP-ribosyltransferase activity. The transcript has 5 exons. NCBI's taxonomy places the organism in Eukaryota, Metazoa, Chordata, Mammalia, Primates, Tarsiidae. The record is from RefSeq and is a predicted model, not a curated record.